AUGGAGGCCCUCGACUAUCCGCUCGAUUUCCCUGAAUAUGAUGGACCUCCAGCAUCGUCUUCCGAGGCCGAGCCGUCUGCAAUUGACGAGCUGCAAUCGGCCCUGGGCUCGAUUCUCAUCGCCGAAGAGGACAGGUCCACCAAGCCUUGGACCUCGUCACCCGCGUGUGUUCCGUCCCUCAACAGCGAAGGAACCGUUCCCGCCAUCUUCUCCUGCCCCCGCGAGGUCCGUGAUAGGAUCUACUAUUAUUACCUCUACCGCGAAAACCAAGCCUACUACAGUCGCGGCGCGUCGGCGCGAUGGCCCUUCCUCGCCAGCGAAGACGUCGUGUCGCUGUUCCAAACAUGCCGGCAAGUCUACCAAGAGGCCUUGGAGGUCUUCCACCGCUACAACCAGGUCGAAAUCGGCUCCGAGCCGCGGCUCGAGGGGGGUCCCCUAAAGGUUCUUGACAAGUUCCCGGCCGCACACGCGCAGGCGCUGCAGAUGUGCUGCAGGCAGUACGGCGAAUACAACGCGUGGUACGAGAGGUACGAUCCCUUGAAGCACUACGCCGGCGAGCUGUGGCACAUAGUGAUCCGUGACGCGUACCUGUUCAAGUCCUACUUCCCCAAGCUGCGACGUUUCACGGCCAUCUUGAAUGUGGACCCGAGUUACUUUGAAGAACAGGAGGGUAUGGUGCUGGACGGCAAGACCGAGGAGCAGAAGAUAAAGAUGUGGAUGAAGUGGAUGAGGUUCUCGACCAGCAAGAUGAGGGCGUUGCCGCCCCUGUGGAUGAAGAUCCGGUUCACGUGUGGGCCGUUCCAGGGCGACAUGCAGCUACACCAGGACUCGCUGAACGAGGCACAGGUCAGGUUCGCAGAGGAACUCGCGGCGAAGGAGGGGGUGGAUGACCUGGAUGCGCUGGGCAGCAAGUGGGCGGAGGAGACGAGCGGCGAAAUGACGAAACUCGCGAGGAAGAGGCGGAAAGAGUUUAGUUGGGAGCGGAUGGAACGUGGUGCGACUUGA
Colletotrichum navitas is the source of this 1005-nucleotide messenger RNA. RefSeq lists its product as uncharacterized. Bases 1 to 1005 code for a protein of 334 amino acids. The record is from RefSeq and is a predicted model, not a curated record. Lineage: Eukaryota; Fungi; Ascomycota; Sordariomycetes; Glomerellales; Glomerellaceae. The transcript has a single exon.